CUUUGAGCUGUUUGCUGAAGCCCAGAUCACGUUUCAGACGAAGGGCUGCAUCCUGGACUCGCUGGACCAGAUCAUCCAGCACCUGGCUGGCCGUGCUGGAGUGUUCACCAACACGGCCGGACUGCAGAAGCUGGCGGACAUCAUCCAGGUGGGGCCUGCUCCUCUGGCGUCUCCUUCCCUGAUGGAAGCCGGGCGGGUGCCUUCUUCUGCUGUAUUAGUUACUGAUUCUAGACGUGGGGGUGGGAGAACAGCCCCCACACCACCUGUUUCCGAUUGGCAAACCCUUGGCUCCUUUCCUGUGACCCAAACCCACAGUGGACCUCCCGCGGGGAUGGGGGAGGACGAGGUCUGGUGGUACAUGCCCAGGGUGACGCUGGUGGGGGAGGACGUGAAGGGGAGUGGGGGCCAGGGAGCCGCUCCUGCCCUGUCCGGGCCCUCAGGCCAGGGGGGACCCACGCCUGGCAGCCCCAGCUGCACGCAGAUGAAGAGCUCUGGACACACGCAGCUUCCUGAACAGCUUCUCCAGGGACAGACGAACAGGGACUCUGCAGGUUGCCGGCGGGGCUGUCCCUGCGAGCCCAGGAUGGGGGGUGCGGCCCUGGCCCCCUUCUCCUUGGCCCCGUCUUGCCCUGCGAUGCCUGUUCCCUCGCAUGUGAGGUUGCUCCUGGCUCUGUGCCUAUGGCAGCACCUGCUUUCCCUGAUGCAGGGGUGCCUGUGCGGUUUGUGGAGGGCAAGCCCCAUUUUUGGGUGCUCUGGGCACACACUUGCCUCUCCUGGGCCUCGGUGCAUUUUUUAGAAGCAGACCCCCAAGUCCCUGACUGGGAGGCCGUCAGUCCUUGGGGAAACCGAGGCACAGGUGGCUGUGUGGAGCCAUGUGAGGCCGCCUCUGUGCUGCCCACACUGAACCUCCUGGCCACACGAGAUCAUGGCAGGGUUAGGUGGGGCUGCCCAGCUCUGUGACAACUUCACGAGUGUCCGCCUGGGUUGGGGGGUGCUCGAGCUGGGGGAGGCCACAGAAGAACUCUGGAAUGUAUGGUCGGCCUGUGCACGUGGUGCGGUGCUCUGUGCAUGCUCCUGGGCGUGGAGCUGCAGGCCCCAGGACGACCAGGCACUGCCUUCUUCACAGAUGUGGCUCUGAGCGGGGGCGACACCUGGGCAUGGACCAGGUGGGGUGGGCACAGCAGGUGGGGUGGGCACAGCAGGUGGUGGGGCCCAGGCUCAGCCCUACCUCCACCGUGGCCUUCUCUGCGGCCAGUGACGCCACAGCCUGUGUCCUCUCUGUGUGGCAGCUGGGGCUAGAAAGACGGCACUGCCUUGUCUCCCAGCUCCUCCCCAAAGGCACGGUGGGCAUCCCAGGGCCAGACCCCUCUCUCUCUGGUUCCUGCCUGCCAAGGGCUGCUUUGCUGUCCCGCCUGGAGCGUGGUUGGCUCUUCAAGCAGGAGGCUGUGCACCUGCCAGGCAGACCUGCUUCCGUGUCCUGAUGGGUCACUGCAAAGCACCUGCAGCAGAUGGCCAUCGAGGCAGCCCUGCAGCCCAGGGCCUGGAGGGCAGGUGUGAGCUGGCCCGGGCCUGCCCCUCCCUGGAAUGUGGCUUCCCAGGCUCCAUUAUGGAGAAGUCUCCACACUCUGGAACCAAAUCCUGCUCACACCAUUGGUUUGGAAUUUCCUUUGGCUGCUGCUCUAAGUAGCCGCUGGCAGAUGACUCAGCUCCUCCCAACCCUGGGGGCUGCGCACCGUGUUCACCCUCGGCUGCUCCUGAGUCCCUGCAGAUUGUGUUUAGUGUGGACCCCUCCGAGGGCAGCCGUGGUUCCCCAGCAGGACUGGGGGCCUUACAGUCCUAUAAGGUGCACAUCCAUCCUGAUGCUGGUCACCGGAGGACGGCUCAGCGGUCUGAUGCCUGGAGCACCACUGCAGCCAGAAAGCGAGGGAAGGUGUUGAGCUACUGGUGCUUCAGUCCCGGCCACAGCAUGCGCGAGCUGGUCCGCCAGGGCGUCCGCUCCGUCAUCCUUACCAGCGGCACGCUGGCCCCGGUGUCCUCCUUUGCCCUGGAGAUGCAGAUCCCUUUCCCGGUCUGCCUGGAGAACCCACACAUCAUCGACAAGCACCAGAUCUGGGUGGGGGUCGUCCCCAGAGGCCCCGAUGGAGCCCAGCUGAGCUCUGCAUUUGACAGACGUGGCCUCUCGGCUCUGUGCAGGUUUUCUGAGGAGUGCUUGUCCUCCCUGGGGAAGGCUCUGGGCAACAUCGCCCGCGUGGUGCCCUACGGGCUGUUGAUCUUCUUCCCUUCCUAUCCUGUCAUGGAGAAGAGCCUGGAGUUCUGGCGGGCCCGUGACUUGGCCAGGAAGAUGGAGGCACUGAAGCCACUGUUUGUGGAGCCCAGGAGCAAAGGCAGCUUCUCCGAGACCAUCAGUGCUUACUACGCAAGGGUCGCUGCCCCAGGGUCCACCGGCGCCACCUUCCUGGCGGUAUGCCGGGGCAAGGCCAGCGAGGGGCUGGACUUCUCAGACACGAAUGGCCGUGGUGUGAUCGUCACGGGCCUCCCGUACCCGCCCCGCAUGGACCCCCGGGUUGUCCUCAAGAUGCAGUUCCUGGACGAGAUGAAGGGCCAGGGUGGGGCUGGGGGCCAGUUCCUCUCUGGGCAGGAGUGGUACCGGCAGCAGGCGUCCAGGGCGGUGAACCAGGCCAUUGGGCGAGUGAUCCGGCACCGCCAGGACUACGGGGCUGUCUUCCUCUGUGACCACAGGUUCGCCUUUGCUGAUGCCAGAGCCCAGCUGCCCUCCUGGGUGCGUCCCCACGUCAGGGUGUACGACAACUUCGGCCACGUCAUCCGAGACGUGGCCCAGUUCUUCCGUGUUGCCGAGCGAACUAUGCCAGCACCGGCCCCCCGGGCUGCAGCACCCAGUUGGCGUGAAGGAGAAGAUGCUGUCAGGGAGGACAAGUCGCCUGACCCCCUCCUCUCCACCAGGAAAGCUAAGAGUCUGGACCUGCAUGUCCCCAGCCUGAAGCAGAGGUCCUCAGGAUCACCAGCUGCCGGGGACCCCGAGAGUAGCCUGUGUGUGGAGUAUGAGCAGGAGCCAGUUCCUGCCCGGCUGAGGCCCAGGGGGCUGCUGGCUGCCCUGGAGCACAGCGAACAGCGGGCCGGGGGCCCUGGCGAGGAGCAGGCCCACAGCUGCUCCACCCUGUCCCUCCUGUCUGAGAAGAGGCCGGCAGAGGAGCCGCGAGGAGGGAGGAAGAAGAUCCGGCUGGUCAGCCACCUGGAGGAGCCCGUGGCUGGCGCACAGACGGACAGGGCCAAGCUCUUCAUGGUGGCUGUGAAGCAGGAACUGAGCCAAGCCAACUUUGCCACCUUCACCCAGGCCCUGCAGGACUACAAGGGUUCCGAUGACUUCGCCGCCCUGGCCGCCUGUCUUGGCCCCCUCUUUGCUGAGGACCCCAAGAAGCACAGCCUGCUCCAAGGCUUCUACCAGUUUGUGCGGCCUCACCACAAGCAGCAGUUUGAGGAGGUCUGUAUCCAGCUGACAGGACAGGGCUGCGGCUAUCGGCCCGAGCACAGCAUUCCCCGAAGGCAGCGGGCACAGCCAGCCCUGGACCCCACUGGAAGGACAGCGCCGGAUCCCAAGCUGACCGUGUCCAAGGCUGCAGCCCAGCAGCUGGACCCCCAAGAGCACCUGAACCAGGGCAGGCCCCACCUAUCGCCCAGGCCACCCCCCACAGGAGACCCUGGCAGCCACCCACGGCAGGGGUCCAGAGCGCCCAGAGCAGGGAAGCAGGGCCAGCGCGCCGUGAGCGCCUACCUGGCAGAUGCCCGCAGGGCCCUGGGGUCUGCAGGCUGUAGCCAGCUCUUGGCAGCGCUGACAGCCUACAAGCAAGACGAUGACCUCGACAAGGUGCUGGCCGUGCUGGCCGCCCUGACCACUGCAAAGCCGGAGGACUUCCCCCUGCUGCAGAGGUUCGGCAUGUUUGUGCGUCCACACCACAAGCAGCGCUUCUCACAGACAUGCACAGACCUGACCGGCCGACCCUACCCGGGCAUGGAGCCACCAGGACCCCAGGAGGAGGGUCUUGCCAUGCCUGCUGUACCCACCCACGGGGCUCCCCAACCAGGCCCCUCACAGUCCGAGAAGCCUGGAAAGACCCAGAGCAAGAUCUCGACCUUCCUUCGACAGAGGCCAGCAGGGACUGUGGGGGCGGGCGGUGAGGCUGCAGGGCCCAGCCAGUCCCCAGGACCUCCCCACGGGCCUGCAGCAUCUGAGUGGGGUGAGCCUCAUGGGAGAGACCUCGCUGGGCAGCAGGCUGCGGGAGCUCCGAGCGGGCCCCUCUCAGCAGGCUGUGUGUGCCAGGGCUGUGGGGCGGAGGAUGUGGUGCCCUUCCAGUGCCCUGUCUGUGACUUCCAGCGCUGCCAGGCCUGUUGGCAACGGCACCUUCAGGCCUCUAGGACAUGCCCAUCCUGCCACACCGCCUCCAGGAAGCAGAGUGUCACGCAGGUCUUCUGGCCAGAGCCCCAGUGAGUGUCCACGGUGGCCCUCAGCACACCUGACGUGGCUUGAUCACCUGCUUGUCCAGCUCUGGUGGGCCAAGGAGCCACCCAACAGAAUAGGCCAGCCCAUACCUGCCUGCCUGGGACCGGAUCCGGGCCUCCCUCUGAGAAGCCCCGAGCUACGUUGGGGUCUGGGGUGGGUCUCUGGGAAGGUGCUUCCCCAGAACUUCCCUGGCUCCUGCUGUGAGCGGUGCCACAGGGGCAUCCCAGCUGAGCCCCUCACCAGGAAGGAGGAGACCCCCGUGGGCAUGUGUCCACUUUUCAUCAGGCGACAGGGUUCUCUAAUAAAAGUGCUGGCAGUGCCCCAGACGGUG
Piliocolobus tephrosceles (Ugandan red Colobus) is the source of this 4847-nucleotide messenger RNA. RefSeq names its product regulator of telomere elongation helicase 1 (gene RTEL1). The record is from RefSeq and is a predicted model, not a curated record. Bases 1967 to 4504 code for a protein of 845 amino acids. NCBI's taxonomy places the organism in Eukaryota, Metazoa, Chordata, Mammalia, Primates, Cercopithecidae. Gene Ontology annotation, cellular component: nucleus. Gene Ontology annotation, molecular function: hydrolase activity, acting on acid anhydrides, in phosphorus-containing anhydrides; DNA helicase activity; ATP binding. The transcript has 23 exons. Gene Ontology annotation, biological process: negative regulation of DNA recombination; telomeric loop disassembly; regulation of double-strand break repair via homologous recombination.